This is a messenger RNA of Hyaloperonospora brassicae, 585 nucleotides long. The record is from the annotation of a GenBank genome assembly. Lineage: Eukaryota; Oomycota; Peronosporomycetes; Peronosporales; Peronosporaceae.
AUGAGGGCCGCCGCUUUCUUGUACGCCGCUCUGCUCGCGGUCUUGCCCCAAGGCCAGCCACAAUACUGUGGAGAAAAGAAGGUCCCUUACGACCAAGUGAAACCGCUUCCUGAGAAACCGCCCAAACUUUUUUCCGAGCUUGCGGCCCACAAGUACAAACCCACGCUCCAAAUUGUUCACGGAUGCCACCCGUACGCCGCGGUGAGCGCGGAUGGUGCGAUCAGUGGUGGUCUCAAUGUUUCGGGAGCGCAUGAUGCCGGUUGCAAGGGACCUAUCCUGGGCAGUCAAGUCUACGUGCGUUCAAUGUGGAUGUUUGAUCAUUGGGGCAUGAUGUUCGCCUGGUUCGUUCCAAAAGAAUCGAUGGGCAGUGGGACUGGCCACCCUUACGACUGGAAGUGGGUCAUCGUCUGGCUCAACAACCCUGACCCUGCUGUGUCGCGCGUCGAGGCAGUGACGAUAGUGGAAUCGGACGGAGAGACGAAAGAAAACUGCUACCUACAUCAAUCCAAGGUCGUUCUCCGAUGGCGUCCCAAAAUUCGAGUACCUAGCUCGGGGCGACAGGCACUUCGUCGAAUUGUCUACUGA